AUGGUGGGCAAGAAGGAAGUUGCAAAGCCCAAAGCUGCCCCGCGCGGGGCCGCGAAGGCGAAAGUUGCGACUGGUGCUCCCGAAGUAAAGAAAGUCGACGGCGGAGAUAUGGACACAGAUACUGUUGGUGCCAACCCUCAAACGACAGCGGGCGAUGACGCGACAGACCUCAAUCCCGGCGCAUCCACAUCGGCAGAGGCGACACGAAAGCGACGAGCGCCGCUUACCCAUGCCAAAGACGAGUUCGCCGCCCUUCUCGAGCCUUUCUACUACGGAAAGAGUUUGACCGACCCGAUUAACACAGCGCGCGACAAAUGGAAUUUACUGCCCGCAUUCCUGAAGACCAAGGGUCUUGUCAAGCAGCACGUCGACUCGUACAACCACUUUGUCGAUGUGGAACUUAAGAAGAUCAUCAAGGCCAACCGUUUCGUCCGUAGCGAUUUCGACCCCAAGUUCCUUCUCGAGUACACAGACAUCCGCGUCCUUUCCCCGAACCGACAGGAAGAAGAUGACCUCGAUCACCACCGCAGUACCAUUACACCGAACGAGUGUCGAUUGCGCGAUAUGACAUAUGCUGCGCCGAUUGUAGUGGACAUUAUAUACACCCGCGGCAAUGCGAAAGUCAAGCGGACAGGCAUCAAGAUUGGGCGUAUGCCUAUUAUGCUGAAGAGCAACAAGUGUGUGCUCGCAGGAAAAAACGAUCGCGAAAUGGCAGUCAUGGAGGAGUGUCCGCUAGACCCAGGAGGCUACUUCAUCACACGAGGGCAAGAGAAGGUCAUUCUGGUUCAAGAGCAGCUGAACAAGAACCGUGUCAUUGUUGAGAGCGCAAAAGGUAUCAUGCAAGCCAGCGUUACGAGUUCUACGCACGAGAGGCGAACGAAGACGUACGUUAUUCAGAAGAAGGGUCUUAUGUACCUUCGACAUAACACGCUUUCCGAAGAGAUUCCGAUCGUCUUUGUAAUGAAGGCACUGGGUGUACACUCCGACAAGGAGAUUCUGCUCAUGAUAGCCGGUGAGGACAGCGCGUAUCAAGACAACUUCGCUAUCAACUUUGAGGCGUGCGCAAGGGAACAGAUACACACCCAGGAGCGAGCGCUUGAGUACAUCGGCCAUCGCGUACGAUUGGUGAAGAAACCGCUUGGUACUUCGCGCAGCCGGAACUAUCACUUGGAGGCCAUCGAGUGCUUGUCCAACGUCGUCCUUCCCCACGUACCAGUCGAAGGCACAAAUUACCGGCCAAAGGCCCUUUACGUUGCCCUCAUGGCACGAAGGGUUCUGAUGGCCAUGCAAGAUCCAAAAUUGGUGGAUGAUCGCGACUACGUUGGAAACAAGCGUCUUGAGCUAUCUGGUCAGAUGUUGUCACUUCUAUUUGAGGAUCACUUCAAGCGUUUCAACCAUGACUUCAAGCUGAGUAUCGACAAGGUACUCAAGAAACCAGUCCGAGCGCAAGAAUUUGACGCCUUUUCCCACUUCAGUGUACACAAGAACCACAUCACCAUGGGUGUCGAGCGUGCCAUUGCGACCGGAAAUUGGAGUUUGAAGCGUUUCAAGAUGGAGAGAGCUGGUGUUACACACGUCUUGAGCAGACUGAGUUACAUCGCCGCGCUAGGUAUGAUGACGCGAAUCAGUUCACAGUUCGAGAAGACGCGGAAGGUGUCUGGUCCUCGUGCGCUGCAACCAUCACAAUUUGGUAUGCUUUGCACUUCCGAUACCCCGGAAGGAGAAGCUUGCGGUCUUGUCAAGAACUUGGCAUUGAUGACGCACAUCACAACUGAAGACGACGACGAUCCGGUGCGCAAGAUCGUGUUCAUGUUAGGUGCUGAAGACAUUUGCUCGCAAACAGGAGAAGAAAUCCAUUCUGAGGGUGUGUACAGUGUAUGUCUCAACGGUACACCUAUCGCCGUCACCGAUACGCCGAAGCGGUUCCUCAACAGCUUCCGGAAACUCAGAAGAAUGGGCCGUAUCUCGGAGUUCACCAGUAUCCAUAUUGACCACGACCACUGCGAAGUCCACAUCGCCACAGACGAAGGGCGAAUUUGUCGGCCGAUGAUCAUCGUUGAGAAUCAACGCUCAAAGGUUACCUCGCGAUAUCUGAAGGCUCUUCGCAAGGGCACAAUGGAGUUCGAGGAUUUCCUGCACAGAGGUCUAGUUGAAUAUCUCGAUACCAACGAAGAGAACGAUACAAACAUUGCUUUGAAGGAGAGCGAGAUCAACCAACACACCACACAUCUCGAGAUCGAGCCCUUUACCAUUUUGGGCGCUGUCGCUGGUCUUAUUCCAUACCCUCAUCACAACCAAUCGCCUCGUAACACCUAUCAAUGCGCUAUGGGUAAGCAAGCUAUUGGAGCGAUCGCCUAUAACCAAUUCAACCGAAUAGAUACACUGCUAUACCUCAUGGUCUACCCACAACAGCCGAUGGUCAAGACCCGCACCAUCGAACUUACCAAAUAUGACAAGCUGCCCGCUGGUCAAAACGCAACUGUCGCGGUCAUGUCCUACUCCGGAUACGAUAUCGAAGAUGCGCUCAUUUUGAACAAAGCCUCUUGCGACCGAGGGUUCGGUCGCUGCCAGGUCUUGAAGAAGCACGUCACGCCACUGAAGACGUAUGCCAAUGGUACCUCCGACCGUAUCAAUGCCGGCGCUCUCGACGUGGACAACGCCAGCCACCAAGCCAUCGGACAAGACGGUAUUGCCCAAGUCGGCGCCCGCAUAGAAGCUGGUGAUGCUUACCUCUUGAAAUCGAUUCCUCAAGAUACCGCCGGACCUGCAACAAAUGUGUACAAAGACAAGCCUGACAAGUACAAAAUGCCCGACUGCAGCUACAUCGACAAAGCCUGCAUCACCGAGAAUGAAGCAGGAACCACGCUGAUCAAGCUCCUUAUGCGACAAACCCGCCGGCCAGAACUGGGCGACAAAUUCUCCUCGCGCCACGGUCAAAAAGGUACAACAGGUCUAAUUGUGCAACAAGAAGAUAUGCCCUUCAACGACCAAGGUAUCUGCCCCGACAUCAUCAUGAACCCCCACGGUUUCCCCUCGCGUAUGACGGUAGGAAAGAUGAUGGAACUCCUCUCUGGCAAAGCAGGCGUCCUAAACGGCACCCUAGAAUAUGGAACCGCAUUCGGUGGCUCCACUGUCGAAGACAUGUCGCAAAUCCUUGUGGAAAAGGGCUUCUCGUACACUGGAAAAGAUUACCUCACCAGUGGUAUCACGGGAGAAGCACACCAGUUCUAUACCUUUUUCGGUCCGAUUUAUUACCAGAAGCUCAAGCAUAUGGUGCAGGAUAAGAUGCACUCGAGAGCUAGGGGUCCGCGCGCUAUCUUGACCAGACAGCCUACUGAGGGUCGUGCGAGGGAUGGUGGAUUGCGCUUGGGUGAGAUGGAACGUGAUUGUUUGAUUGCGUAUGGUGCUUCUCAGCUGCUGCUUGAGCGGUUGAUGAUUAGUUCGGAUGCGCAUAACGUUGAUGUUUGUGAGAAGUGUGGGCAAAUGGGUUAUAGCGGCUAUUGUAAACUCUGCGAAAGCGAAAAGGCGGUUCGAAAGAUCACCAUGCCUUAUGCGGCUAAGCUUUUGAUCCAGGAGCUGGGUAGUAUGAAUGUCAAGGUAACAAUUGGACUGGAAGAUGAGUUCCCUCGGGAUGCUUAG
Messenger RNA from Alternaria atra, 3639 nucleotides. RefSeq lists its product as uncharacterized. Bases 1 to 3639 code for a protein of 1212 amino acids. The transcript has 3 exons. Gene Ontology annotation, cellular component: RNA polymerase III complex. Lineage: Eukaryota; Fungi; Ascomycota; Dothideomycetes; Pleosporales; Pleosporaceae. The record is from RefSeq and is a predicted model, not a curated record. Gene Ontology annotation, molecular function: DNA binding; DNA-directed RNA polymerase activity; ribonucleoside binding. Gene Ontology annotation, biological process: DNA-templated transcription.